This is a messenger RNA of Salvia splendens (bonfire salvia), 1203 nucleotides long. RefSeq lists its product as uncharacterized. The transcript is spliced from 8 exons. The record is from RefSeq and is a predicted model, not a curated record. Lineage: Eukaryota; Viridiplantae; Streptophyta; Magnoliopsida; Lamiales; Lamiaceae. Bases 425 to 808 code for a protein of 127 amino acids.
UGUCCCAACAGUUAUAGCAUUGCUACCACAUUUCUCUUCUUGCUUUCUCAAACCUCAGUUUGCGCAUGGAUUGGAGUCACCUGUGAUACCCGUGGAAGUAGAGUGACUCGAUUAAACACGGGAGUCGUAGGCAGCAACAUCGCACCAGAAAUCGGAAAUCUUGACUCUUUGGUUUCUAUAGAUCUAUUUAUUUACACAAUAUCAGGUUCCCUUCCAAAAGACAUUUGCAGGCGCAAUAGACGACUUCAAAGACUCAACCCUACUUGAGAGCAUAAGGUUGCAAGACAACAACUUUAGUGAACAUGUGAAUAUCACAAAGCUCGUGGAAUGUGUCAACAAUUUAAGAGUGUUACAAGAUUUGUGGAAUCAAGCUACGGAAAGAAGACAACGUAGAGGAGGGAAAGGAGGAACAUAAGAAAAAGUGAUGGCGGAGCAAAAUCGCGGCGGUGGAAAAGCUGAUGAUCAAUUCACGCGGUGCCCGCACUGCGCCGGCCCUCUCACUAAGGAGAUGGAGACUAGCAAGUGGACCGUUUCGCCACUCGUUAGAGAAGGCUUCUCUAUGAUAGGAACGGCGGUUGGAGGGAUAGCAGGCGCUGUCUACGGCUUCAACCACACUAUGCCUGUCGUUAGGAGGAGGAUUAAAGGGCCUAUGUGGCUGCAAUUCUUCGUUGGUGGGCCACCUGUCAUUAUUUUCUCAUCAGGAUGUGCCGGGCUAGCAGGUGGUUCACUUCCGGCUUUGGCUCAACUUGCAUCUUCAUCCUAUCAUGCCUUUCUGUCCUCCCCACCAUCUCCACCUUCGUCCUCGUAGAACUUGGAAUCUACUGGUUGUGGGCUCUUCUCUUAAUUAUCGGUUCUUGAUUGGGAGAACAUUAAUGGUUUUGCUAGGGAGGAGGAUUGAGGCAUAUGAAUGAGGAUGGUGAAACGACACUCAAAUGUAUUUUAUACAUGUAAAAAAUAGUAAAAAGCUGAUUUCUUAUACAUUCAAGAUGUCAGCUUAUAUCGGUUAAUGCUAGUUCUUUUUUUUUUCUCAUGCUCGUGUACCUUUGAGCAACUUGUUACUUGUCGAGAAGCAACUGAUCUUUCAAUAAGAAAAACUGAAAGGGGAACAGUUGUGGUCACCCCUACCUUCUUGAAAAAUAGCUGUAGCAACUUUCUUGGUAAUUCCACUCAAACAUGCCUCUUAUGAACAGGCGCUCUGUAUUA